Podarcis lilfordi (Lilford's wall lizard) is the source of this 5517-nucleotide messenger RNA. NCBI's taxonomy places the organism in Eukaryota, Metazoa, Chordata, Lepidosauria, Squamata, Lacertidae. The record is from the annotation of a GenBank genome assembly.
UGAAGCAAAGUUCUUAACCUGAGGUAAUAUUUUUGGGUUAGUGGAGUCUGUAACCUGAAGCGUAUGUAACCUGAAGUGUAUGUAACUCGAGGUACCCCUGUACAUCACUGCCAUACAGUUGGAAGUGGCAGGUACAUUCCUGGGAACUGUGGAAAAGAUCUCUGUUAAAUCCAUCAGGACGUAAGAAGAGCAUGGGGGCUGCAUCAGGCUGAAGAGGGCCCAUGGUGUUGCGACAUCUGCCAACAUCUGGAGGGCCACCUGUGUUCCUCUUAACCUACAGUAACACAUCUGGUUACAACUCGUGAACCUUAAGUCUUUGCAUGGUUUAGGUUUGGCACUGGGGAUGGGCAGGCAGGAAUUCAAUAAGCCAAGCAUUUUCAAGUAUGGAAACGCAAUCCCCUGUAUGGACAAGUCAAACCACGGGGUUAGCACUACCAAAGUGCCCCCCCCAAGCCUGGGCAGUGCAUAUGUUGUCUACUGCUGCCCAGAUGACAGCCCCCCUCUCGGCCUGACUGAUGAAGGUGUUCCAGGUGCCAUCCAACCAUGUUGGGGACUCCACUCGGUAUUUGUGUAGUGUUUACUCUGGAGCCUUUUCUUCUCUCAUGGAAUCACAGAGCUGGAAGGGACCCAAGGGUCAUCUAGCCCAACCCCCUGCAAUGCAGGAAUCUCAGCUAAAGCAUUCAUGACAGGUGGCCAACCGACCUGUUUAAAAACCUCCAAGGAAGGAAACUGGAAGAUCUCUCCCAAGGCAGCAGAUGUUUAGGAUAAGAGUUUUCUUUCUCCUAGGUGGGCUGCCUUUCCAGGUGGACAAGCUCUUCUGCCCAACCAGAGGCUACUCAGGAACAAACCACAUGGAAGUUAGGGUCAAUGUGGGGGGUCGGUGCCCCUGGGACUGGUAUGGCAGGAGGGAGACAAGCGGUAGGGGGGCGCCAGAGCCAAAGAGACUCCGCAGAACCAACUCAAACUAGUUUUGCCCUUCUCCGCUGAGUUCUCCGAGGGGGAAGGAAGACGCGGGCCGGCAGGCUGUAGCCGGCCGUCGGCGCCUGUCGAACCGGAGCCCCGAUUGGUCCCGAGCAUCGCGCCUCCUCCUGGACGGGCCCGCCCGUCCGACGCUUUUCUUCGUGUCCCCCGGAGCCUCUUGGGCCCGUCGUCUUGAGAGGCUCUCGGGCAGCUGGAAGGAGCCCCGCCCACCUGCCCCUCCCCGCCCGGUCGCCAGGCGACCGACAACACAUCGAGGGGCCUCUCCUCCGCCUCCGGGCUCUGCUUUUUCGUGCGCCACGAAGGACCCUCCAGCGCAGCCAGCAGGUAGAACCCCUUCUUGCCCGGGGACCGCCCCUUUUCGACUCCCCUGCGCCCGGGAGAGCCCGCCUCCACCCCCAAUUCCACCGGGAGCGUGGCCAAGAGCCGCUCAAACUUUCGGUUCCUAACUUAGCAGAGGAACAUUUUCCUCUGCCCUCGAGGGGGGGGGCGUUGGCAGCUUCCCGGCCCCUCUUGAUUCCUCUGAACGGCCAAUGCUCCCCGCUUCAACGGCUCAACAGCGGGGGGCUCGGAGCACGGAGCACGGGAGCGGCGGAUCCUACUCCGCUCCCCCGAGGGUCCUGGGUUAGUCGGGCUCCGCGGGGCAGCCGCUCCGCUCUUGGACGACUUCCAGCGCCCUUCUUCUCCUUCCUCCUCAGAAUGCCUCGCAAGCGCCGGGGGAAGACGCUGCCGCAGGCGCAGCCAGCCAGGACAGGACGCGCAGCCCCCGGGAGCGGCGCCGAGGACUCCGGGGGUAGCCCGCCGCAGGAAGGCGCCUCGCCGCUGCAAGGGGAGCUGGAGCGCGUCUGCUGGGAGCUGGAGCGGCUGCGCGGGCGGCGGACGCAGUUGCGGGCGCAGCACGAGCUCCUGGAGAGGGAGGCGCAGGAGCUGCGCGCCGAGAGCCGGGAAUUCCUGGACUACGUGGCCAAGCGGGCGCGGCGGCAGGAGGGGGCGGCCGUGUUGCUGGGCGACGAGAGCCGGCAGCUCCUGGCGCACAUCCAGCACGAGCACCGGGAGCUCCUGGCCCGCUCCGCGGAGCAGGAGGCAGUGCUGCGCGCGGAGCUGCUCCGCCAGGAGGCCGAGCUGGCGCGGCUAAGCGCGGAGCUGGAGGAGCUGCGCGGGGUGCGCGCGCUGCAGCAGGAGCAGGCCGGCCGAGUGCGGGAGCUGCAGCGCGCGCAGGCGGCGGCCCGCAAGGAGCACGUGCAGCGGCGGCAGGAGGCGGCGGCGCGCUUCGCGCAAGCCAAGGCGGCGCAGGAGCGUGAGGCGCGGGAGCGGGCGGCGCGUGUGGCCGGAGAAGCGCACCAGGUGGCCGCGCGGUACCUGCUGGAGCACAGGCGGGAGGCGCAGCGGCAGAACCGGGAGCUGAGGCAGGAGCUGGCGCGGCUGGUGGCGAGGGCGCGGGCGCUGCAGGCGCACAAGGACCGGCUGGAGGAUCGCGUGCAGCGCUUGCGGCGGCAGCAUGACUCACUGCGGGAUUUGGCCCUCCUGCGCCGCGGCGGCCCCGAAGGAGGAGAGCGACCGGCAGCGGGGACGCGCGGAGACGCAGGAGGGCGGGCGCCCCUUCUCCGCAGCGCAGGGCAGACGAGCCGUCUCCAGCCGCGCUACUGCUGAGACGCUGACCAGGGUCCUGGCGGAGAGAACCUAAAGACGAGCUUACGAGGAGCCUGGUGGAUCGGGCCAGUGGCUCAGCUAGUCCAGCCUCCUGUUCUCACGGGGGCCAACCAGAUGCCUGUGGGAAACCUGCAAGCAGGAUCCGAGCGGAAGAGCGCUCUCUUCUGUGGCUGCCAGCAUCUGGAAUCCAGCAGCAUGGACUGUGGCCACAGAGUAUAGCCUCCAGGCUGACUAGUAGCCAUCGCUAGCCCUCUCCAUGAGUUUGUCGAGUCCUCUUUUGAAGUCAUCCCAUCUGGUGGCCAUCGCUGCCUCCUGUGGGAGGGAGUUCCAUAGUUUAACUAAUGCACUGCACUGAACCCAUUUUAAUCAAUUUUGCUUAACUGCUGCUGCUGUUGUAAUAUUACUUAAUGUGGUUUAAUCUCUUAUUCUUUUCACAGUUUGCAAUUUUAUUAGGUUGCUGCUUUACAAAUUGCUUUGUAGAGGUGUGGUGAGUUGAGAUAGAAAAACUGUUAAUAAAACAGGAUGGGAGGCAAACUCUCAUUCUGCAGGGACAGAUGAGGGAAGCCAUCUCAGUGGCCCUACUUAAGGGAGCCUCACGACUCAGGCUAAGAAAACCAGGACGUAUGUUGGGGGUGUGGGCAGAUCUUUGGCUGUUGUUCAGCAAUGGUAAGGAUCAGGCUCAUGGCUUAGCUGGGCCCAGAUAGCGCCCAGGUGCAGGAUCUCCCUACAUUCACUCCUACCUUGGCAAUGUAGGAUUUCUACCUGGAGAUAUUUUUAUUUCAGGAGGCCUCUGGCUGGGUCAUGUCACAUUAUGCAUGCAAAGCAGCUGCUCAGCCACUGUUAUGGACAAAGGAGGGGCACCCAACCAACUCCUCAGAAGCAUUGGCAUGCUGUGCGUAAGGACUUGACACAUCAGAGUUCCAGGACACAGGAGCUUGCCCUGCUACUGAGCAAUACAUGCACACACGACCACUGACUUAUGUACGUUUCCCUCUGUUAUCCUGAGUUCCCAGUGUCAUAAUAAGGCAAGGAAACCCCAUUUUCUGAAGCAUAGAAAUUCACUAAAAUUAGUCAAAUAGAUGGUUUUAUUUAGUUCAAAAAGGUGAUAAAAAUUGUGAUCCCAGGAUGGAGGGGAGGGGACCUGACUCAUGGCAUGUAUGGAACAGGGACUCCAUAAUUCUCAGGAUGUGACAACACAUACUUAGGAUACCCCUCCUAACUGCCAAACCAGCCCUGACAAAGGGACCAGACUAGUAAUGGUCAGAGGGAAAUGAGACUCAGGAAUAAAUAAAAAUGCCAAGGGAUGCCUUCCUGACAAAGGGAUAUGUAAAUACUUUCAUUGACUUGUGGGGUGUGGGUACUUGAACUAUGCAGGAUAGACAGGGGCAUGUCUGGUUCUCAAAUUUCUAUCUGACACCAUGCCUUUUCUGUGACAAAAGAGGCCAUUUGCCCUUUGUUCUGGACUUUGUUUUGUUUGGGAGUUGAAACCUUGUUGCAACAAUAGACGAUCAGGUUUCCUAGCUUCUGUUUUGCUUCAAAUUGCCUGGCUGUGAUCUCUUGCUUGAACCUGACCGAUUCUGAACCCGCAGGGCUAGACCCUACCGAAGCUGGGAAACAGUUAAGUACCGUACCCCAAAAUUUUGUCCUUAUCAGUCCUUAAGUGUCAUCAACUAAAGGCAGCCCCCAUUUCCUAGACACACAGCUUGUGACUGGGGAAGGUGCAGGAUGGGCUGUAUUUUAAGUGACAAGCUGUGACUCGGACACAUUAACCCCCUGUGGUUUCCAGUCAAAAUGACAAAGGUAUGAUGGCCAGACAGGCACAUGAGGGGCUGUAUGAGACUUAAAAAUGGAAAGCAUAAUGCUGGUGGUCAACAAAAGAGGUUUAAAGAAUGUAGCAUAAACACUAACAACUGGGAAACACUGGCCUGCAAGCGCUCCAGUUGGAGAACAGUUAUCACCAAAGGUGUCAUGGGCUUUGAAGACACUCAAACUCAGGAUCCAAGGGAGAAACACGCUAAGAGGAAGGCACGCUUGGCAAAUCCACACCAUGAUCAACUCCUGCCUGGAAACCGAUGUCCCCACUGUGGAAGGACAUGUGGAUCCAGAACUGGCCUCCAAAGUCACUUACGGACUCAUUGUUAAAACUGUGUUUAUGGAAGACAAUCUUACUCGGCUAUGAGUGAUAGCCAAAGAAGAAGAUGCGGUCACUUCCUUAACGCUUUGACGGGAAUGUGUAACAAAGGAUAUAAAGUAAAGGUAAAGGGACCCCUGACCAUUAGGCCAAGUCGCGACCGACUCUGGGGUUGCGGCGCUCAUCUCGCUUUAUUAUGUAAUUUCUUCCUGCCUGAGCUCUCUCACCCUCUCUUCUGUCAAGCCAGUGAUGUGAGCAGACAUAAAGUAGGACUGCCAUACAUAUGGGUUUCCCCAGACAUAUCUGGGAUUUGUCCAUCGGAAAUAGUGUCCAGGCAGAAUUUCCAAAAAUGUGCAGGAAAACCUGGAUGUAUGACAAGCCAUGUCGGAAAUGAUGGGGGGGGGGGGAUUUUGCAAAACAAAAAAUUGUGUCCGGCUUUUUACUUGUUGAAAUAUGGCAACCCUAGUAUAUUCCUAGGCUCUGCUCAGAGCUCAGACUCCGUUUUAGAAACUGUAUUUUGUAACAAAGAAGGCUUUUUUACCAGCAUAUUACUUUGAUAUAUUUGUUGCCUGCAUUGAAAUGUCAGUAAACCUUUUGUUUAUCUUACUAAAACAUGUGGUUCAUUCUUAGCAAAGGGGACGGAGAGGGGAAAGGUCAGCAGACCACAAAUAAACAGGGAUAAAGAGACGUAAUUGCCUAAUUCCUAGAUUCCAGUAAGCUGCAAAAGUGCCUAAGUAUUUUUACUCUGCUAAAGGGGC